This is a messenger RNA of Physella acuta, 4221 nucleotides long. RefSeq lists its product as uncharacterized. NCBI's taxonomy places the organism in Eukaryota, Metazoa, Mollusca, Gastropoda, Physidae. Gene Ontology annotation, molecular function: nucleic acid binding; zinc ion binding. The record is from RefSeq and is a predicted model, not a curated record.
CUUAAAUAAAGAAAUUAGAAAUUAUCAGCGGGGAUUUCCCUGCACUGCUGCUAAUACCUUUGUUUGCUGAAAAUGGAAUUAUUUCAUGCAAAAAUAGCUCAUGUCAUUGACCCCAACAGUUUUUGGCUGCAACUAGGAACAACAAAUGACUUUGAGAAGUUCAAGAACUAUGAAGGAACUUUAGCUGACUAUUACAAUGAAACAAAAGAUGCUUAUCAAGUAAAGUUCAAUGACCUGCAGCAAGGAGAAAAAGUUUUGGUUGCUGCUGUAGAGGUUGGUGCCCUCGAGACCUCUAUCAGCUGGAGGAGAGCACAAGUUGCUAGAAUAGAGAAGGACAUGGUGGAUGUUUUCUACAUUGACUUGGGUUACACAGAAAUGGUGACAAUAGACAAAAUCUUCCACAUCAACCAGGAGCUGUUUGACCACAUGCCACGCCAGGCGAUACGAGUUGGACUUGCUGGCAUCAAACCGCUGACCAGAUCCUGGACAACACGGGCUAUCUCUCUGUUUGAGAAAGAGGUGCUGGAUAAGAAUUUGGUUGCAUCACUAAUUGAGUAUGAUGAAGUUCAAGACUUUGGCAUUGUCAUAUUGUAUGCACUGCACGAAGACAAGUGGAUAUCCUUGACCCAGAAAAUGAUAGAUGAUGAACUUGGCUUGACAAAUGGCCUGAACAUCAAACCAACGCUGAGUAAAGCUGAGGUUGAACAAGCCUUAAGGGCCAGUGAAGAGCUGCACAAACAGGCAGACAGCUCUAAAGAAUCUGGGGCCAACUACGAAGACACAGAUGACACUGACAACCAGUGUAACGACGUAGUGGACAACACUGAUACACCAUAUGAUGACAGCAGCAACGUAUCCCCAUUACAGUACCCUAGUAUUAAUGCUCUGAUACCCCCUAUAGAUGUCCCUGCAUUUGAUUUCAACACACUGAUGCAGACCAGAUCAAUUUUUUUGUCAAAGAUGCAAGAAGACAAGGAAUCUGAAUCUCGUUUGCAUCUUCAGACCAAGCUAUCACAGGAAACCAGCAGCACUGAGCUGAUGGAUCAGACCGCUGGGUUCACACAAUGGGCCCCGUCAGAUUUACUUGUGGGUCAAGCUCAUGCCUUUAACGAUGUGCAUGAGGAUAUCACUAAAGAAAUUUAUAAAUGCUGGCCAAGCCACGCCCAUGAAACAGAUGACAUAUUUCUGGGCAAAACCAAAACUUCCAAAACACCUGUAGUGCCAACCAAGAUCCCUACACAAAAGGUUACGCCUCAGCCACAGCUUGACCCACUCACAGAACAACAGCAGGCUGAGCUGCAAACUUUGAUUAUAGAGAUUCUGGUUAAAAAUAGUGAAGAGGCAAGUUUAUUGUGCUUGCUACAUGAUGUUGUUCAACCUGACACCCAGAUUCCCAUAGACAAACUGAUAGCAGUAGUUACAGCUAUGAUUGAGGCACCAGUCCUUCACAGCAGCCUUAAUCCAUCCUUGGCUUUUGAAAUUCUGGAGACUUAUUUAGUGACUGAAUCAUCACAAGCUGCUCUCAUUACUGUCCUGGACAGACUUAAAGACAAAUAUCUCAAGAAUCCAAAUGCCAAAAAAGUUUCCAAAUAUCAUGAAAGGUUUUCUCUUGUGCUAGCCACGGCAUUCCUACACGAGUGGCCAAAAAACAUUUGCCAUCAGCUAAAGAAGUAUAUACUCAUGUUGCUGGAGAGAUGGGUUGUUUUUAACAAACAGCGAGUCCAAGACUCUGCUGAAGCCAUGUUCUCUGAGCAGAUGUACUUGGAGUGUGUGGACACCGUCGUCAGCAGAAUUUACAAAGUUCUAGCAGCUGAGUUCCCUGAUAACUAUGGCAAACUUUUAGAGGAGAUGAGGUACAAGUUACUCCAUGAUGCUUCUACCAGGGGUGUCAGAGUUUUAUUACUGGAUCUGUUGCUUAAAGUCCACAUUAAAGAGGAUUCUGUGGCUCCAGUGGUGCACCAUGUCAGCACACAGACGGAGGAUAAGACAGGUACCUCCAGUAGUUACCCAAAGGUUGGCCAAGUACAGACUGUCCAAAGUUCACAGGAGCAGCCAGCCAGUACCUUAAAUGUUGAGACCUACUCUCCUAAGGUUAAAACUGUAAACAAUCCCCCAGUUGUAGACUCAACAAGUGGCAACAAGGAGGAGAAAAAGAGAAACAUUCCAAAGUCUGUGAUGAAAAUUCUCAAACAGGCUGAUGAUCCCAUUGUGAAGCUAGUCAAGGAAAAUGCUAGUGACUGGAACAUCCACGCGCCUGAAUUUGUCUGUGAUAAAACAGCAGUCUCAGCUACUGAAGCCGCUCACAGUGUAGGUAGAGUUGUCAAAUCUGAGCCUGCACCAAAGAAGAGAAUCAAAUACAGUCUUGAGGAGCUUGUCAACCUGAACCCAUAUCCUGAAGGAGGUUUAACAGUGAAGGAGCCGUAUGAGUUGUCGUACAUGUUCAGAUUGUCCGAGCCACCUGUCUCAUCUCACCAGGGGAGUGAACCCAAUAGCCAGACCCCUACUGCUGCUGAGAAACCUGACACCAGAGAUUCUCCAACUAUUACUCUUGGCCCCAAGUCCAACUUCAUCAACUGGAAGCCCCUUUCUGAUUUACUUCCAAAAAGUAAUUUAACAGCUAAGCAGCCUUCCCCCUCUAAUGCUGAUGUUUCAAAAUCAAACAGCACACUCAAAGAUUUAGCCAAAGAACUGUUGGGUACUGCUGGCCAAGGUGACAGUUUUGAUAAAACUGACUAUAAACCUGAGACUGCACAAAAGAAGAAAAAAAGCAAGUUCCAUCCCAUUGAUGAGCCAGUGAAAGCUGAAGAAGAUGCGGAUGAUCUGCUAUCUCCAGAGGCUUUACAGAUGUAUGAGGAGCUGGAAAAAGAGCAAAGAUCAAAACCUACAGGGAUUCCUAAAGUCAUCCACCCAUCAAGGCAGGGGUCUACCUCCGGCAGUACCUCCUCCAGGUCCUCGCUGUUUGCCAGUGUCAGGAACCAGCAGAAAGAACCCCAGGGGACGUGGAUGCCGCGAAGAUGGUGCACGCGCUGUGGGAGUGAGCAGCAUAUCAUCAGCGACUGCCCUGAAGAUAUCACUUAUGAAUACUCAAAGGACCCGGAUUACAAUAACAUUUACUUGUAAUUUUUGCGUGGGAGAAAUUUAAAAAAGUAAGGACAGGUAUACAGGUAGAAUUAGGCUGUUAUUUUAAUUAUUGUUAAAUAGAAAGAAAUAAAAACAUUGAACCCAAAUUUAUCCCACAGCGUAAGGCAAGUAAUUAAUUGUGGUUAAUAGUUUUAAAGUUAUAAGUGGAUACUUGUAUUAAAAGACAGGUUUAGUCAAUUAGCUAAUUGUGCUGACAGGCCAAGUUAAUUACCUGCUAAUUAAACUUGAUAGAAUGUCACCUUCACAAGCUGAUCCUAGUGGUGAGGAUAGUACUAGAGGCCAGAUCUGUGUUGGGGCAUGCAUGUAAAUAUUUUAAAUUUUUAUCACAUACACUGGUACUUUGCUAGCAUUGAACUAUUUGUGUUGCCAACAAUGCAUUUUGGGUGUACUGUGCUAACUGCCUUAGUCCAUCUUUAAUGCAUACAGACAUUUUGUUUUCUUCAAAUAUUACUUUUAUUAUGAAAAUAAUGGGAGUAUUUUUUUAAAUAAUGGGAACUAGUUAAGGACAGAUGAUUUUAGUUAUUUAUGUGCAUUUUUUAAUGUAGCUUCUAAAGCAUAGACUGUUUUUCAUUUUUGUUUUUCUUGUUGAAAGCUAUAUGAAAUUAUUAAAAAAGAAAAUCUCUUGAUAUACUCAUACUCCGUUCAUCGGACUAAUAAUCUGUUAAUAAUAAGUUAUCAGCAUUUGUAGUGUCUAAAAAUGGUUAUUGGGGUUAUAUGUCUAGUGGUAGGACUGUAAACUUAAAAUGUACUAAAUGCCGUUGGAGAGUCACCAACAUUAACAAAACAGUAUUUUCUCCAAUAAUGCGGACUACUAAAUACUCGUAUGGUCUGAUUGAUGAGGACCUAAAAUUUUGCAACAUAGUGUACCUUUAGACCAAUUGACUUCACACAAACGGUGAAGUACCAGUGCAAAUUAUCUUUAUAUUUGUAAAAAGUGUAAAAAAAAAUUGUGUUUAUUAUUUUACAAAUUGCUGUUUAAUCUUUGAGAACUAGAACGUUGCGCAUUCUAGUCGUUGCUUUGUUAAAAUUGUUUAUUUAAAGAUGAAUGAGGUGAAUAUAGUUGCACACUCUUCACUGUUG